Molecule: messenger RNA, 309 nt
Organism: Letharia lupina
Lineage: Eukaryota; Fungi; Ascomycota; Lecanoromycetes; Lecanorales; Parmeliaceae
Exons: 2
Coding region: 1-309 (102 amino acids)
Source: RefSeq, a predicted model, not a curated record
AUGGCCGGAGCCCAUCAGCAGCGCGUGAGUGUUGACGAGGAGAGUGGGGCGCUUUGGGAAAGAGCUGACAUGGAGAUUCUCCUUCUAGAUGGCUAUGAGUUGGCUUACUAUACCCUGAGAAGAGUACACGAUGGCCAUUUGCAGUCCUUUUUGCCCGUCAAUACCGGUGCCACAUCAGUACAAGCUGUACCGAUCGAUGCUCAACUUUCAGACAUACAGGCCCUAGAAGGUCUACAAGCCAAUCAAGAAGGUCCAGAAUCCGGUUCGCUGGAACCGAUUUGCUUUUCAAAUCACGUACCAAACGAGUAG